AUAUGAUUUGAUUUUAAUUUUAUAAACAAAUGUUAGUUCAAAGCUCUCUCCAUCUGAGCCUUGAAGGCGGAAAAGAUAUAGAGAGUUUAGAGAGAAAUUGCGAAGAUUCAAUCCCUUUAGAUCCAAAUUCAUCUGUUUCAGUGAAUCUAAAGCUGAUGAAGAUUCCUCAUCCGACCCCAUUUUUGUUCUUGCUGCUUCAACUUCAAGCUUUUUUGCUUCUCAACUCUCUAUCAAUUGAUUCCUCCUUCAAUCAUUCCAUCUCUAACGACGACGACAAUGCCCAUCUUUUGCAGGAUGUUUUGAAGGAAUUAGCGGCAAAGCAGAAGUGGGAUUUGGAGGGAAUUAAAAUAUUGGAAUUGGAUGUUGAGAGUUUGAGGUUUGGAUUUGCGGAGAGCUAUGAAGUUCGUCUGGGAUUAGGGAAAACUCGGCUGUUGGCUAAAUUUUCCGACGAGGUUUCUUCGUGGAAAAAGCCGAGUUCUGCUAAUCAGACUCGCUUUGGCUCUUUAAUUAAUGGCAUCGGUUCAAUGGCUGCAAUUAGGUCGUUCAAAAUUGUGGGUCCUUUUGAUUUGAUGGUUGAAGGGGAAGCUCGUCUUUCUAUCUCGUUACCUAAGAAUGCUACUCAUGUUGGUGUUAAACGAAUUCUGGUGGGAGAAGGUAUAACAGUAGAAGUUAGUGAAGCUGAGGAAGUCUCUGUGUUCUAUUCGUCUGAUCUUCCCAAACUGCUGAAUGGAACCAGAAGGAGCAAUGAAAAAAUCAGGAUUUACCCUUUUUGGCUUCCAUUUUGCUCACCUUUGCUUCCUCUACGCGUACUCGGCUCUGCAACACUGUCUGCAUAUAGGACACGAAAUCCUGACGAUUAUAUAAGAACUAGAUUCCUUUCCAAGGAUUCAAUUGAGUUAUUGCCAAACAAAUGCUAUGGUAGAAAUACUCACAUAGAGAAUUCUCCCCUCCUUGGUUCUUUAAAGCCGCAGUUUCAUAUGCUCAAUAGUAUUUUUCAACGUUACUUAAGUAAUUGGAUCCUUCAAAAUGGCUUGCUGGCUUUUGUCGAAGUUAAAAUGAGAGCAUCUGUUUUUGUUCGGUUUCAGCUAGAACUAGAAAACACUUUUGGAACAAAUAGUAGUCUUUAUGCUAGAUUGGCAGAGUGGAGAACUAAGCCUACAGUUGAGCGUGCGUCAUUUGAAGUAUUGGCUAGGCUAGAUCCAGUGAGGUUGAAGCCUCUUGUGGUUAAGAAGUUAAAGCCUUUGAUUGUGGCCGAUUCAACUGAAUGGAGGAAUCUACUGCCAAAUAUAUCUUUCACCAAGUUUCCAUCUCUUCUCGUCUCUCCCGAAGCUCUAACACUGGAUGUGAAAUGGUAAUCAGAAAGUAGUCAGAAAAUAUUCUUCAAGAUUUUAUUUUUUUUUCACAGACGAAGGUAAUAUCCCUCUCUUGCCAAGCUUGUUUAUAUGUUUGGUGGAUGUACAUUGUAAAUGAACAGUAAGAAUUUUCUUAUGCUACUUGUGGUCACUUGUUAAUAAAGCAAAAGAAGCAGCAUCAUAUACUCUUUAGUUUUGAUGUAGAGAGAACAGUCAUAUAGAGAUGCAAACUAGUAUCUGUGUAUAUGCAAAUUUGGAUAUAUGGUUUAGAU
Cucumis melo (muskmelon) is the source of this 1624-nucleotide messenger RNA. RefSeq lists its product as uncharacterized. The record is from RefSeq and is a predicted model, not a curated record. The coding region runs from base 30 to 1355 and encodes 441 amino acids. NCBI's taxonomy places the organism in Eukaryota, Viridiplantae, Streptophyta, Magnoliopsida, Cucurbitales, Cucurbitaceae. The transcript is spliced from 3 exons.